This is a messenger RNA of Callithrix jacchus (white-tufted-ear marmoset), 3483 nucleotides long. It is a transcript of the gene TMEM237, whose product is annotated as transmembrane protein 237. Gene Ontology annotation, cellular component: ciliary transition zone. NCBI's taxonomy places the organism in Eukaryota, Metazoa, Chordata, Mammalia, Primates, Cebidae. The record is from RefSeq and is a predicted model, not a curated record. Gene Ontology annotation, biological process: cilium assembly.
UGUAGUGAUAUUUAUGUGAGGUCGGAUUUGAUUUUAAGGUUCUUUGAGAAAAAGUUUUUCCAAAUCUGAUUUACACGGUUGCGGGAUGAAGGGCAAGCAACUGGAGGAAAUGGGAGAAUUGCCUGUAUUAAUACACAUCCACACACCCAGGCCCGCAAAGACUUGUUGGUACUGGAGAGUAAACGCGUUCGUCUGUAACCCAGAAGGGUCUGGCAGAGCCGAGGCGGGCGGUGAUCUGGCUCAGCAGGCAGUGGCCUCGCCAAGCACCCAGAAGCCCGGCGUCCCCGCAGGUCCCGGAGGCCGCGGCGUCGUGGGGAGCUGGGCUCGGACCGCCGGCGGUUGCGCCGGGAGAGCCCCGCGGGGAGAGCACCAUGAGAGCUGACUCCCGGCCUCGGCUGGAGGAGGGCCACCUGGUGAGCGGCGAGGGGCGGGUCGACCUCGAGAGGUGGAGGAUCAGCAGCUACCCAGGCAGGGCGAAUGGGAGGGCGGCGCCAACGAGCUGAGGAUGACUAGAGGAGGGCCUUGUUCGUGGAGUGAGCGCAUCCGCCCCUCUAGGAGUAGGACGGGGACCCAAGCGAGGCCGGGACCCGAACUCUAGGAGUGGGAGAGGGGACUGCCAUGAAGUUUCCGGGGGCCUGAGCCCGCGUUGCCACAACAACGCUUCACUUCUCUGGGGUCUGGGGCCCGGUGGGUUCCGGGGCUUCCAGCUGGGCCUCUCCUAAACUCCUUGGAGGAGAAGGCUGUAGCCGCCCAGAAGAGAGAUCGCUGUUUGCCUGCGGAGUUCUUUAACCAAGGUCUUCUUUCACUCCCCACUCCCCGCAAACAAAUCACGGCGACUACUUAGGAAACCACGGGAACUGAUUGGAGCGCUACGGCCGCCGGAUCUCUGCUCCUGGGCAUAUCACCCCCAACUCCGAGGUCCCCUUUUCGGCAGGGCUAGUCUGGGACGGCCAGUCCACGUCCCAGCGUGCCUCUUACCCCGACAUCCCCCCAGGGGGUUGAGCGCCGGGAAUUAGCCCAGCGGCGCGGCCCGAUGACGCAUUGCGCCUGCGCGCGCGGCCGAGCCAAGACGGGUGGGGUGCCCUGCGCCGGGGGCCGGCGGCGGCCGGGGCUGGCUAUACGCGGAAUGGGGAAGAAGCCUGUGCGUCCUCCACGAGCCCUUCCACCUGUGCCAAGUCAAGAUGAUAUUCCACUUAGUCGUCCUAAGAAAAAGAAGCCCAGAAUAAAAAACACACCAGCCAGUGCUUCUUUGGAAGGCCUUGCUCAGACUGCUGGUCGAAGGCCCUCUGAGGACAGCGAGCCAUCAACUAAAGAACUCAAAGAGCACCCAGAGGCUCCUGUUCAAAGGAGACAGAAAAAGACAAGGCUACCUCUUGAAUUGGAGACUUCUUCCACCCAAAAAAAGGCAUCUAGUUCAUCUUUAUUACGAAAUGAAAAUGGUAUUGAUGCAGAGCCAGCUGAGGAGGCAGUUAUUCAAAAACCUCGGAGGAAGACAAAGAAAACCCAGCCAGCAGAAUUACAGUAUGCCAAUGAGCUAGGAGUAGAAGAUGAAGACAUAAUCACUGAUGAGCCAACUACUCUGGAACAGCAGUCUGUAUUCACUGCACCCACAGGCAUUAGCCAGCCUGUAGGCAAAGUAUUUGUGGAAAAAAGCCGGAGAUUCCAGGCUGCUGAUCGUUCAGAGUUGAUAAAGACCACAGAAACCAUAGAUGUGUCAAUGGACAUGAAGCCUUCCUGGACCACCAGAGAUGUGGCACUUACAGUGCACCGGGCUUUCAGGAUGAUUGGUCUCUUUUCUCAUGGAUUCUUGGCUGGCUGUGCUGUGUGGAAUAUUGUUGUGAUAUAUAUUUUAGCAGGAGAUCAGCUAUCCAACCUCACAAACCUUCUGCAACAGUACAAGACCCUAGUGUAUCCGUUCCAGAGUCUUCUCUACUUGCUUUUGACUCUGAGUACAAUUUCAGCUUUUGACAGGAUUGACUUUGCUAAAAUAUCAAUAGCAGUCAGAAACUUUUUGGCCCUGGAUCCUACAGCUUUAGCAUCUUUCUUAUACUUUACUGCUCUAAUACUAUCUCUGAGUCAGCAAAUGACAAGUGACAGAAUCCACCUUUACACACCGUCUUCCGUUAAUGGGAGCAUCUGGGAAGCAGGAAUUGAGGAACAGAUUCUGCAGCCAUGGAUUGUGGUGAAUCUCGUGGUGGCUCUUCUGGUUGGAUUAUCUUGGCUAUUUUUGUCUUAUAGGCCAGGCAUGGAUCUUAGUGAAGAGUUAAUGUUCUCCUCAGAGGUGGAAGAAUAUCCUGAUAAAGAUAAAGAAAUCAAAGCCUCUUCGUAAUACCAGCUCACCUUUGGAGGAAUAAUGACCCAGUAUUUGUCCCAUUUUUAUUUUUAAAUGUAUUUUUAUAAGAUGUGUACAUGUGUAUUUGUAAUAGAUUUUUAAAUUAAUACUGAAACAUUUCUCAAUAUGAAAAAUGUUAAAAUUGUAUUUGCUGUUUAUGUCCAAAUAUUAAUUUGUACAGCAUUAUCAUCUUACAAAGGGAAUAAUGAGCUAGAAAACCAGCAAAUGAAAAUUUGUAUUUCCUGUUUUCUCAAAAUAGUUGUAUUUAUAAUCAUUAUCUUAAAAAGCACUGGUGGGGCAGGGCGCAGUGGCUCACGCCUGUAAUCCCAGCACUUUGGGAGGCUGAGGCGGGUGGUCACGUGGUCAGGCAUUUGCGACCAGCCUGGUCAACAUAGUGGAACCCUGUCUCUACUGAAAAUACAAAAAAAAAAUUAGCCAGGUGUGGUGGUGGGCGCCUGUAAUCCCAGCUACUCAGGAGGCCGAGGCAGGAGAAUUGGUUGAACCUGGGAGGUGGAAGUUGCAGUGAGUCGAGAUUGCACCACUGCACUCCAGCCCAGGUGAUGGCGCGAGACUGUCUGGAAAAAAAAAAAAGCACCAGUUCAGAAAAAGCCGUAACUUAAAUAGUGUUAUGAAAUAUAUAUCAUGUUUAAAUGUAAAUUUAGUGAAUACAUAGAGGGAAACAAAAGGCCUUCAUUUUUUUUUUUUUUUGGUGGGGGGAGGAAGGGCCUUCAUUUUUGACAUCCCCUUACUGAAUAAAUUGAAAAACAAAAUUUGUCUUUUCGAAACUGGCUUAGUGAUUGAGUAUCAUGAAUAAUUAUGUAAUUUAGCUUUAAAGAUGCUUUACAUUAUGGCUAAUAAGAGAAUAUCUUUUGUUUGAAAAAUUGUAUAAUAUAACCUAAAAUUUUUACCUAGAGGUAACUAAAAAGUUGCUUCUCAUUAUAAAUUGUACUAGUGGUUCUCUUAUCUGGUGGUACAUCAGGAUCAUAGAGGGAGUUUCAAAAAAAAUCUAUGUAGCAAAAGAGGCUGAACAGGGCAAGGCUCAGGGGAACAAAGGAGAGACCUGUGAGCUUCCUGGGCUCCCAGUUAACAUCUGCAGUACCCUUUCCUCUGUGUCUUUUUUUUGAGCAACAAUAAAUUUGAGUAGAAAUUCA